Molecule: messenger RNA, 792 nt
Organism: Cercospora beticola
Lineage: Eukaryota; Fungi; Ascomycota; Dothideomycetes; Mycosphaerellales; Mycosphaerellaceae
Source: RefSeq, a predicted model, not a curated record
CUACUGCACACCGGCAACAUGGAAGCCGAUGAGGGUUGGUUCACCAGAGGCGGUGGCACAACGCUGGCCUCAGCUCCCAAUCAACCUGCUCCGCGCCGCAAGAUCGUCAGUGUCUGCGUUCUCAUUGAGCAUCCGACUGAGGGCCUCAUUCUCUACGAAACCGGCGGCGGGAAAGAUUACCCAGAGGUCUGGGGUGCACCACUCAACGAUAUUUUCGCUCGUGUCGAUUACUCUCCCGAGCACGAACUCGCAGCUCAGAUCAAACAGACUGGCCAUGACAUCAAAGACGUUAAAGCUGUGAUCAUGGGACACUUGCACCUCGACCACGCUGGUGGCUUGGAGAACUUCAAAGGAACUGGUAUACCAAUCUAUAUCCAUGAGGAUGAGCUGAAGCACGCUUGGUAUUCCGUGGCGACCAAGUCCGAUAUUGGAGUCUACUUGCCAAAGGACUUGUCCUUGGAACUCAAUUGGAAGGCAUUCACUGGACCAUUCUUGGAGAUCGCUCCGGGGAUCAAUUUGAGGCAUGCACCAGGUCACACUCCUGGACUGGUCAUUAUGCAAGUCAAUUUGAGCGAGUCCGGCACCUGGAUCUUCACCACUGAUCAGUAUCACGUCCAUGAGAAUUAUCAUUCCAGCGUUCCGCAAGGCUGGCUGGCAAGAGACCAUGAUGACUGGGUCAGGUCGGAUCAGAUGAUCAAGGCUUUGCAGAAGAGGACAAACGCAAAUAUGGUUUUUGGCCAUUGUGGUGCGACUCUGUCCAAAUAUAAGCUUGCUCCGUACGCAUACCAGUGA